GUUCAGAUGUGAUAUCAGACCGUGAGGGGCAGGACGUGCUAUUAGCAGGAAGUCAUUUCAUAUACAUUUUGUUCGGAGAGCAAAUAGGUGUGCAUCAGAAAGCUUUCCUCUACAAAUAAAAUAAUACUUUACUUCAGUACUUGAAACACUCGAGACAAUGGCCGAAGAAAACAGUGCGUGUGCCAAGGGCUUCGUCGAUAGCAGCAUUCAUGUCGACGUCAAGGAUUAUUAUGGCAAGGUGCUGAAGAAAACCUCUGACCUGAAGAGCAAUGCCUGUGUGGCUCCAGCUCAGCCCAUUCCUGCCUUCAUCCGCCAGGCUCUGAAGAAAGUGCACCCUGAAGUCACCGCCAGGUACUAUGGCUGUGGUCUGGUGGUGCCAGAGUGCUUGGAGGGCUGCAGGAUCCUGGACCUGGGCAGCGGGAGUGGGAGGGACGUGUACAUGCUGAGUGAGCUGGUAGGCGAGAAGGGCCACGUCACUGGCAUUGACAUGACUGAGGACCAGCUUGACGUGGCCAGGACGUAUGUGGACUAUCACACGAAAGAGUUUGGCUUCAAGAAGCCCAAUGUGAGUUUUGUCCAGGGCUACAUCGAGGCUCUAACAGAAGCGGGUCUGGAAAAUAGCUCCUUUGAUAUCAUUAUUUCCAACUGUGUGGUGAAUCUCUCUCCAGACAAGAAGCGAGUACUGGCUGAAGCCUACAGUGUGCUCAAGGAUGGUGGUGAGCUGUACUUCAGUGAUGUCUACAGCAGUGGAAGAUUAACAGAGGAAAUAAAAAAUCAUAAAGUCCUCUGGGGCGAGUGUAUUGGUGGAGCGCUCUGGUGGAAGGAUCUGCUGCAGUUGGCAGAAGAAGUUGGUUUCAGCCCGCCACACCUUGUUACAGCCAGCGUCAUCACCGUGGACAACAAAGAGCUGCAGGACAUCCUUGGCGACUUCAAGUUUGUCUCUGCCACAUACCGCCUGUUCAAGGUCCCUAAAGGCGCCACCAAGCCCUGUCAGGUCAUAUAUAAUGGGAGCAUUACAGGAGUAGAGGACAGCUUCCAGUUUGACACUCAGUUCACAUUCAAGGUGGAUGAAGUGGUGGAGGUUGAUGGAGAAGUGGCCACCAUACUGACCCAUUCCAGAUUCAGGGAAGAUUUCACUUUCCAGCCUCAGGGAGGCCCCCGUGAGUCCUGCGGAGUCAAACCUAAGGCGGGCACUGUGGAUCCCUUCCAGCUGGUCCUUCAGCUGGGGAAACAACAGCCAGGUUCAGCCACAGGGGGAUGCUGCAGCACUCAGUCUGCCUGCUGCAAGUGAUGGUGUGAAGAGCACUCAGAAAUACAGCCCCAUCAUGAUAUAUAGCAUAAUAACAAAAGCGCAAAUGUCCUGACAUUAUGCUUCAUUCGGUGCUAUUAUGUCGUGCCAUAUUAACAUUUGAAAUUAUGACUUUAAUUUAUGUGAAUAAUAAUGUUCCAUAAAUGAAAUGACUUUGGCUUUGUAUCAAGGCAAAAUCAAGAUGCUCACACAUUCAAAACGUGUGCACAAUCUUCUUAUAAGGCUAUCAUUUUCAUAUUUCUUAACAAUCCUAGACAUCUGCAUUUUCUUAUACGUGUCAUUGAAUUCUUUUAUUGGGACUUUUCCAUCUUUAUUAUAUAAAAAAGCCUUUUUCUGUAACACCUCUAAUUGAAUUCAUUCGUUAAGGGAGUAUAUUGCCAUAAGUGUUUUAGUGCACUGCUUUAUUAAUUGUUUUGUGUUAUAUAUUUUAUUAUAAUAAAUGCUGUCAAUCAAUCUAA
Molecule: messenger RNA, 1767 nt
Organism: Gymnodraco acuticeps
Lineage: Eukaryota; Metazoa; Chordata; Actinopteri; Perciformes; Bathydraconidae
Gene: as3mt
Product: arsenite methyltransferase
Exons: 11
Coding region: 158-1291 (377 amino acids)
Biological process (GO): arsonoacetate metabolic process; toxin metabolic process
Cellular component (GO): cytosol
Molecular function (GO): arsenite methyltransferase activity
Source: RefSeq, a predicted model, not a curated record